AUGGUCAACGUUAUCUUAUCCAAGAAAAGAAAGUUAGUAGCUGAUGGUGUUUUCUACGCCGAAUUAAACGAAUUCUUCACCAGAGAAUUAGCCGAACAAGGGUAUGCCGGUGUUGAAGUCAGAAAGACUCCAUCCAAGUUGGAAAUCAUCAUCAAGGCCUCUAACACCCAAGGUGUCUUAGGUGAACAAGGUAGAAGAAUCCACGAAUUACACUCUUUGAUCUGUAAGAGAUUCAAGAUCAAGUCUGAAGGUAUUGUCAUCUAUGCUGAAAGAGUUGAAGAAAGAGGUUUAUCUGCUGCUGUCCAAGCUGAAGGUUUAAAGUCCAAGUUAUUGAACGGUUUACCAUUAAGAAGAGCCGCUUACGGUGUCUUAAGAUUCGCUAUGGGUGCUGGUGCCAAGGGUGUUGAAGUUGUCAUCUCUGGUAAGUUAAGAGCUGCUCGUGCUAAGUCCCAAAAGUACGCUGACGGUUUCAUGAUCCACUCUGGUCAACCAACCAAGGAUUUCAUUGACAUUGCUGUUAGACACGUCUUGAUGAGACAAGGUGUUUUAGGUAUUAAGGUCAAGAUUAUGAGAGACCCAGCCCAAAACAAGAACGGUCCAACCGCCUUACCAGAUGCUGUUUUCAUUUCUGAAGCUAAGGACGAAGAUGAAGUUGUCCCAGCUCCAACUGUUAAGUCUUACAAGCAAGCUCCAGAAGCCGAAGCCGCUGAAGCUACCGCUUAA
Molecule: messenger RNA, 723 nt
Organism: Dujonia railenensis
Lineage: Eukaryota; Fungi; Ascomycota; Pichiomycetes; Serinales; Debaryomycetaceae
Source: the annotation of a GenBank genome assembly